Messenger RNA from Xylaria bambusicola, 1825 nucleotides. RefSeq lists its product as uncharacterized. Bases 25 to 1611 code for a protein of 528 amino acids. The transcript has a single exon. The record is from RefSeq and is a predicted model, not a curated record. Gene Ontology annotation, molecular function: protein binding. NCBI's taxonomy places the organism in Eukaryota, Fungi, Ascomycota, Sordariomycetes, Xylariales, Xylariaceae.
CUCCCCGCCUCGUGGCUACGCAACAUGAAUCGAGUCGCUAGUGGUAGAAGCAACCCAUCUCACGUAAAACGUUCAGAUAUCGCUAACGCGAAUACCAUCUCUGAUAUCACUGAUCUGCCUCAUGAAGUCUUCCUUCUUAUUAUAUAUUACCUUUCACCAACCGAAGGUGUACUCUGCCGUCGCGUAAGCCGAACUUGGAGAGCAGUCUUCACGAGCGAUGACGUAUCAUGGAACCUUAUGAGAUGCCAUUUUCCCCGCGUGCGGGAGAUGAGAAAUGCGGCCGGAGAUCUGGAUCGCUCGGCCUGGGCUCACAUAUUCCCCAAAGUCGCUCGUCGGUAUUUCUAUCUGCGCUCUGCUACGCCCAGGGUAAUUGAAACCAUUUCGCAAUGGCAAGGCAAUGGAUUUUGUCCAGUUCCAGACUGGGAUCGUUGGCUGGAGUGGAAUUCAAACCUGGCUAGUCUCCAGGUAAGAAACCCCAACUGGUGCCUGGACGAUGGGCUUCUCAUCUACCGAGAUGUCAGCGGUGACUACGUUGCCUACGACUUGGAAACGAGUCGUUGCUUCUCAGUCCCUUUUAAUCCCAGUGGUAAGAUAGUUCGACGAUUACGACUGGCGCACGGUAUUCUAGUGAUUGAAUGGUACAAACCAGAAGAGAAUCCCAUACCUUAUGUCACAAGCUUCAUCGAGCAGUUCGCUACGGCGUUUGACGUGCGACAAUCCACGGAAGCAGAGUCGGCGGAUCUCCCAGGCUCUUGGGACAUCCAAUUUCGAUCUGAGUGGAGACUACAUCAUGACCCCUUCCCUUACACUGAUCGUUUCUUCUCAGCCCAUACGGCGACACACUACGCACUCUAUCUCUGGCAAGAGGACGGGGCACCCCCAGGAGAAGUGCUGGUGGAACAGCUCACCGUAUGGGAUAUCAGGUGCGCUUCGCCGUAUCGUCCAUCGGAGGACUCAGGGCCUACGCAGCCAGGACCCAAGAUCAUUAAGAUGUUUAAGAAAGAUGAUCUUGAGUUCCUUAAUAUCCGCCAGGGCCGAAGGCCGAUGUUCCAUGAUAUAUGGCUCGACGAAGCAAAUGUAUACAUCCACGACGAGUCACACCGUUGGCUUAUGGGGCCUCAAGCUCCCAUCAACCUACCACGUUGCCACUACGUGCGCGCUACCGGGAUUCCGUUCUCUGGAAUCGGGCCCCGUUGGUUCGAUGAAUGCGGCGCGGACGGUAAUGUCCACAUGAACUUCUGUCCGCGAGCCGGAUCCGCUGCACACCGCGGCCCUAUUGACACAUACCGCUUCGAUAAUGCAUGGCCUGGUUGGGCCCCCUGCUGGCGACACGAAGAGUUCCCAUAUCUAACAGUUAGUGAUAUGGUAGAUGCGCAGGCCUGCGUGCGUAUCGUGGCACGCCAAUGCUUCGGCAUGGAGACGCUGUCCUCGUACGUGCUUCCCAGUAUCAGCUCUAGGGCCGAGGCCGACUUGGAAGGUGUAUUCGAUCAUGAAGUCCGCUUUGCGGAUGAUUUAUGGUGGCAGUUGGCUGCGGGUGGCCACAUUAUGGGUGAUGAGAGAUGGGUGGUUGGGGAAAAUCAGAAUGGUGGCAUCACUAUUAUGCGUUUCUGACCUCGUCAUCCUUUUCUACAAGCGCGAUGCGAACUUGCUGUAUAUUCGAACCUUGCCUUGCCAUGUUCCGUGCAUGAAUUUGAUGUGCAGAUUGACAUCACAUAAGUAUAUAGUAAGGCAUAGAUUCAUUCCGUUAAGUCCGCCUCGGUUCUCUUAUUUCACAAUUACCAAUGGUAGAUAGCAUCUUCAUCCAAGCCCGUUUGUCUAGGUUGUC